Messenger RNA from Aedes aegypti (yellow fever mosquito), 1887 nucleotides. RefSeq lists its product as uncharacterized. Lineage: Eukaryota; Metazoa; Arthropoda; Insecta; Diptera; Culicidae. Bases 193 to 1758 code for a protein of 521 amino acids. The transcript is spliced from 2 exons. The record is from RefSeq and is a predicted model, not a curated record.
UCGUAAUAUGAAUCAAAACAGUAACAUUUCUCACUGUCGCUAUUCAUAAAUGGCUAUUUCUUAAAAGGUCAUGAAGUAAUUACCUUAACGAAGCCCUAUUACUUUGCAUGAACUCAGGAAUUGCUGUAAAGUAUAAAGAGUAAUCAUUUAUCCUUCUGGCCCUACAAUGAACGUCGGAAAAACCAUAGUUGCAUGACAUCAUAUCCUCAUCAAUGGUCGCCGUAUUCCCACACACCAAUGUGCCUAUCCUUAUGUACGCUUGCGCCAAAAAGCGGUCGUGUUUUACUAAUCAGAUGUAUACCUAUACAAAACUGCAUCGUGCUACAGGUUGCAAUUUCGUCUAAGUGCACCCAUUCAGAAAAGAGGGUGCAUGUGGGUGUGCCUACUACUGUUUCAGCAACUGCGGAAUCAUUCAGUAAGUUUUUCCUAGUUUUCCGUUGUGAGAGGAUAAUGAUGGAUGUGCAAAAUGGACAUUUCGAAAGGAUUCCAGUCAGUGAUGACCGUGAAGACAAUGAUGGGAAUGCGCCAUCAGCAGUUAACAGAACGGUGGUUCGACUAUCGAUUAUUGCACUGUUCCUGACCGGCUUCAGGCGUGAUCCGUAUCCAUGGAUGGAGGACUACAGAGAGCUGACGGAAGGCGGUAUCGGCAUCGGCAUCGAUCUGCAUCCGGACUUAUAUCUAGCGCAGAUGCUAGGACCGGUGCUGUUUACACUUUUGUUAACGUGUAAUGUUAGUGUUAAUCACGUGCGGGAACUUUUCAGCAUCGUACACCCACCUGUUUGCUUGUGGUUCGCGCUUGGAUGCAUUAUGGGAUACUUACGAGAAGUGCUUCCUGUGUGCAGCUUUAUGCUGGAAUUGAUACGGGACAGCAAAGUGACCCUGUACUAUUAUCAGAUCAUAAUCUACAGUUCUAGCGACGACAGAAGUGCGUCUAUCGUCUUUGGAACCAUGGCACAGUGCUUGGGAAAUGCAUUUCUACAGUGGAUCAGUUAUGAUUUGGGACUGAUGUGUCCCAAUACUAAGUACUUUAUGGAUCUAGUCGUUGCAAUGGUGCACUAUUUCAUGUUCUGCCCACGCCAAUCCUGGAGAGUGGCUCUGAAAGAUGUAUUUGAGGAAAGUAACCGUUACGCAUUUCGUGCGUUCAUCGGUAUAGCGGUAUUCGGAGUAAUACUACUUUCUUCGGUCAACAAUGUCAUCUUACAAUGGUUACUGCACGACAACGGCAAACCCCCGAAGCCAUUUCUACCAUUGUUCGUUGCUUUCGAAAGUAAUGAUUAUGUCUGGUACACCUUAAUUAACAUUUUCAUCCCCAUGGUGCUACAAAUCGGCCUGGUGAGAUUCAACCCUGGCAAGCAAUGGAUAGUGUCUUUCAUAAUCAGCAUCAUCGUUACGAGCGUAUGUUUCUUCGAUGACGCAAUGGAAAGCAUAUUCUAUCUCACCCUGGCGACGAUGACAAUGACUACGUUCACUUUCGGCAAGGCGUUGGCACAAUUGACGGAAGUAUGGCCCCAGAACAAAAUCAUUAUGCUGCCGGCAGCCACCUUCUUGGCUGCUCAUUUGUCGAUGUAUGGCUUCAGUGGAUUACUGAAGAUACUCCCGAGGGCCAGGAGGAGCGAACAUAUAGUAUUGAUUGUGGUAAGCGCAAUCAACGGUGCGUAUGCGGUGGCACUGGCUUUCGCCAAUGAUUUGCUGGUUACCGAUUCAUCGAGGAUUGGAAGAAGACGAGUUCGAAGGAUUGUACGGACUAUUGAUCUGUAGAAAUGAUUGAAUUUAAGUGAAACAUAAAACUAAGAUGCACAAAAUAGUUUAAAAUAUGCAUUUGAUGUGAUUAAUGCAUUAACGUGAUCCUCGAUCAAUAAAAAUAUAUACAGCCUUUGUUUUAGCUAA